Molecule: messenger RNA, 555 nt
Organism: Camelina sativa (false flax)
Lineage: Eukaryota; Viridiplantae; Streptophyta; Magnoliopsida; Brassicales; Brassicaceae
Source: RefSeq, a predicted model, not a curated record
AUGGCCGAGAAAAUGAAAACCCUAGCAAUAUUGUGUCUUGUUUCCCAAGUAAUCAUUCCAACCGUAAACUCAGCAGCUGCUAAAGGAGGUGUUGAUUUUUCUAUACUCAUAAAAAAUGAGAUGUACCACGUCACAAAACCGUCGGUGUUCUACAAUUGCCGAUCACCAAAGAAAGACAUCGGAUGGCGCAAAUCCUUCCCAUCCUCAGAGUUUGAAUGGGAAUUCAAAGUUCCUCAGUUUGGUAAUGGCGUGAUGGUUCACAAAUGUCGUUUCCGGUCGAGCCUAGGAACAGCAAACUUUGAGAUCAGGACGUUGUCUACUACGGCGAUGCUAUGCGACGGACAAACAUGUAAAUACUCAAUCAGACCUAAUGGGAUUUAUUUCAUUGGUUACGAGUUGUAUUCUCCUCAUGCUAUAUUCGGAAGGUAUUUUGAAUUUUCGAGGCCCGUCGAGAAACUAGUUGAGCCAUGGAAACCAUGGUCGCCGCAACAACUCAAAAUUAUGCACGGUAGAGUGCAUCCAGAGCCUGAUUCGGAUGAAGAAGACGAUGAUUGA